Messenger RNA from Elaeis guineensis (African oil palm), 1501 nucleotides. RefSeq lists its product as uncharacterized. The record is from RefSeq and is a predicted model, not a curated record. NCBI's taxonomy places the organism in Eukaryota, Viridiplantae, Streptophyta, Magnoliopsida, Arecales, Arecaceae.
CCUCUCGCUUUGCUCCCCUUCUUUCGUUUGACCCAUUUGCUGUUCCAAUUCCAAAGUCUCCCUCGCCCUCGAUCCAACUUCGAAUCCAUCAGUCCUUCCUAAUCACAAGAAGAUCUUGGGAUCGUUGCGUUUCGUAUCGAGAGGGAGGAGCGGAGAUGACGAGGUAUCGGAAUGGCGAGUUCUGGAACUUCGAAACCCAGACGCCGGCGGCCGACGACGAUAACGCUGGCGUCGUUCUUGGCAUCGACGGCGGUACCACGUCUACCGUCUGCGUCUGCCUGCCGGCGGCAAUGCCCCGCGCUGGGCCCCUUCCCGACCCCCUCCCCAUUCUCUCCCGCGCCGUCGCCGGUUGUUCGAACCACAACUCCGUCGGAGAAACUGAAGCUAGGAAGACCCUAGAGGAGGUUAUGGUUGAAGCCCUUUCAAAGGCUUGCUCUAGUCAUGCAGCUGUUCAGGCAGUUUGCUUAGCUGUAUCUGGUGUAAAUCAUCCUACAGAUCAACAGGGAAUACUGGAUUGGCUAAGAGAUAUAUUUCCAAGUCAUGUGAAGUUGUACGUGGAAAAUGAUUCUGUGGCAGCACUGGCUAGUGGUACGAUGGGAAAGCUUCAUGGCUGUGUACUGAUUGCAGGUACAGGCACCAUUGCUUAUGGGUUCACUGAAGAUGGAAGAGAAGCCCGAGCUGCUGGUGCAGGACCAGUCUUGGGGGAUUGGGGAAGUGGGUAUGGAAUUGCUGCACAGGCAUUGACUGCAGUGAUUAGGGCACACGAUGGCCGUGGACCCCCAACAAAGCUAACAGAAAACAUCCUCAACAUACUUGGGCUUUCUUCACCAGAUGAACUGAUUGGCUGGACCUACGCUGAUCGCUCUUGGGCUCGUAUUGCUGCACUUGUUCCGGUAGUAGUAUCUUCAGCUGAAGAUGGUGAUGAAGUUGCAAACAAAAUAUUACAUUAUUCAGUUCAAGAGUUGGCUGAUAGUGUCAUGGCUGUUGUCCGGAGACUUAGAUUAUGUGGAGAAGAUGGAAAGGAUCCUUUCCCACUUGUUAUGGUUGGAGGUGUUCUUGAAGCUAACAAGAGCUGGGAUAUUGGGAAGGAAGUCAUAGAUUGCAUCUCCAAGGUCUGCCCUGGUGCUCAUCCUAUUCGACCUAAGGUGGAACCAGCUGUUGGAGCAGCAUUGCUGGCUUGGAAUCAUUUAAUUAAAGAAUGUAAAGGUGAUCAUGGAAACUGAUCUGAUUAAUUUGCUGUACAGUAACCCAUUGAAACAUUAAAACAGAAAGAAAGAUGAAGAGGAAUAUUUCUCCUCUGUCACUAGCUUCUCCCUCGGAGUUAAAACUUUCAGCAGUUGUUUGACCUCAACUGAAUUUUAUAGUCAACGCAUGCAAUUUCUGUUUUUUUUUUUUUUUAAUCUAUUCAAGGCUUGUAUUAGCUUCUGCAAAGGUUCAGGGUGUACAAUGUAAAUGGUAGAGAAUUGGAAUGGAAAGGUCAUUGGGUUCUCGAUUUUUUCCC